Messenger RNA from Aaosphaeria arxii CBS 175.79, 1037 nucleotides. RefSeq lists its product as uncharacterized. The transcript is spliced from 3 exons. Lineage: Eukaryota; Fungi; Ascomycota; Dothideomycetes; Pleosporales. Bases 86 to 1003 code for a protein of 305 amino acids. The record is from RefSeq and is a predicted model, not a curated record.
UACUGGCCGAGCAAUCCAAUUGCUAUAAACUUUCAUCCUCUCCAUCCAUUGUAACUGUUCUCGAUACACUAUUGUACAGAUCAGAAUGGCAGCCAAUCUUCUUUUGCUCAACGAAUUUUUGCCCUCAUCGGCGCUGGGCCUAGGAUGGCUCGCCGAUACUCUCAAAGACCCCGUGAUGGAUGCAUUUCAAUCACCGAAGCCAAUUCCUGAAGAAUCCGUUCUGCGCACUGUCGGCCAAAAUUUUGAGGCUCUUGCAUCUUCAGCUAGCACAAACUCUUUUCGGCUAUCGUUGACCCGUCUCCUCAAGAAUUCGGAUAGCUUCAAGAACUCUAAGGAUGCGGAGCUCAAGGCCGUUGAGGUCAACCGUUACUUACUUCGCCAACCGAAAGCAGUCUUCCGCGAGCUUGUCAAGGACGAACAAGCACGAGCGUGGCUCAAUGAGACCAUUGAGACCGGACACCGAUCGUACAUGAUCGUCGAAUUGCAGACAGCGAAAGAUCCAGCUCUUGGUAGAAAACAAACGAGUGAGAGUUCUGUUGAUGUGGACCUGACCGUUCCUGUCAGCACCAUCGCAACAGGAGGUGUAGAUGUGCUUGGAUUAGGGGCACAACUCGACUCCGAAGUCGGAGGUGGAUAUUCGCGAACCAGCGACCAAAAGAAGAACUUUUCCCUUGAAGGAGAACACAUAUUUGCCAUUGGCUUCAAGAGGAUCGUUUGGAGAAGUCUUGGUUUUAGCAAAAACAUAGAUAAAGCAAGACUUGAUGACAAGAUAACUUGGUCUGUCUUCGGUGAGAAGCGUGGCAAUAACGAGGAAGAGGUUAUCGGCGCAGACCUUGCAGAUGAGCUCGAUGGCAAGUAUGUUCCGGGCGAGGGCGAGGAAGUCGGCGAGGAUGAGGAUGAAGAUGAAGAAGACGAGGACGAUGAAGUUGCAGAGCUUCUCGGAAAUAGCAUUGCAGUCGGUGAUCAAGUUUACAUGGUAGCUGGAGAAGAGGAUGAUGAUUAGAGAUUUAGUAUCAUCAUGAACAACUACAUCAAGG